CGAGUGAUUAUCAUUAUGAGGUCAUAUCGCAUUGGGCCCAAUAAACUUUUGAAUUCUCGACAAUCCGUUUGGGCUAUCACAAGAAAGUCUCCAAUACACAUGAGCUGCAGAUUGUCAAAAAUUGAUUUGCUGAGGCGUGCAAAAUUCAAAUCCUGUAAAAUGAACAUAUCCAGGCCGGACAAAUCGAAUAUCGGUGCCAAUUUUGUUGACAGAACUAGAAGUUUUCACUGUGCUCUAAGGCCAAUUAUCAUAUUGGCUCAAUGUUUUGCUGUUUUUCCAAUCAGCGGCAUUAAAUCAGACAAUGCAAGCGAUUUAAGAUUCACAUGGAGCAGUUUAAAAAUCUUGUAUUGCUGCAUAUCUACGUUAGGUUCCAUAAUUCUGACAUUGUUUAGUGUUUAUCGUUUAGCGACCAGCUCCAUCACUUCUAGUAAAACAAGCAAUCUCGUAUUCUUUUUCACGGCCGGAAUAACGGCACUGCUCUUCCUCAAGCUCGCCCGCCAAUGGCCCGGAUUUGCCAUCUCCUGGGAAAACAUGGAGCGGGAACUGGCAGCGAGACACAAUCCCCACCGGACCACCACACCUACCCUUGCCCUCAAAUUUAAAAUCUUAAGUAUUAUCGUAAUGGUCCUGGCUCUAGUGGAGCAUACCCUCUCAAUAUUGGCUGGAUAUGUUAGUGCCUUGGAAUGUGCAAAUCUUCGUGGAGAUACCAACAUUGUUGCUACAUACUUUGCGCUUCAAUUUCCACAAAUGUUUACAAACUCAAAUUAUGCAUUUUGGAAAGGAUUUAUUGUUCAAUUUGUUAAUAUUCUCAGUACGUUUUCUUGGAAUUUUAUGGACUUAUUUCUUAUCCUAAUUAGCGUUGCACUUACCGACCAAUUUAGACAAUUGAACAACAGACUGUACUCAAUCAGAGGCAAGGCAAUGCCGGAAUGGUGGUGGGCCGAAGCCCGAAUUGAUUUCAAUCGGCUGGCUACAGUGACGCGACGCAUCGAUUCCCAAAUCUCCGACAUCGUUCUGUUAUCCUUUGCUACUAAUCUCUACUUCAUUUGCAUUCAGCUGCUCAACUCUUUCAAGCCAAUGCCAAACGCCAUUCAGACUGUAUAUUUCUGUUUUUCAUUUGGCUUCCUUCUUGCAAGAGCAUCGGCGGUCUCUUUAUACGCAGCCACAGUCCAUGAUGAAUCACUUUUACCAGCUCCUAUAUUAUAUAGUGUUUGCAGUGCAAGUUAUUCGACAGAAGUUCGCAGAUUUUUAAUACAAGUGACGACGGAUACCAUUAGUUUAACGGGAAUGAAGUUCUUCUCUAUCACGCGUAGUUUGAUACUAACGGUGGCCGGGACAAUCGUCACAUAUGAACUUGUCUUGGUACAAUUCAAUGCUGUUCAUGUUGAUCAUGAACCGAGUGACUCCAACAUCACUAAAGUUUGUGAGCAUUUCAUCGAGCCAUGACGAGCACAUCAAACGAUUCUCAACCACAAUUUCUUCUUCUUUUUUUU
Messenger RNA from Ceratosolen solmsi marchali, 1493 nucleotides. Its product is annotated as gustatory receptor for sugar taste 64f. The record is from RefSeq and is a predicted model, not a curated record. The coding region runs from base 16 to 1446 and encodes 476 amino acids. The transcript is spliced from 12 exons. Lineage: Eukaryota; Metazoa; Arthropoda; Insecta; Hymenoptera; Agaonidae. Gene Ontology annotation, biological process: detection of chemical stimulus involved in sensory perception of taste; sensory perception of sweet taste. Gene Ontology annotation, molecular function: sweet taste receptor activity. Gene Ontology annotation, cellular component: membrane.